Purpureocillium takamizusanense is the source of this 349-nucleotide messenger RNA. RefSeq lists its product as uncharacterized. The transcript has a single exon. The record is from RefSeq and is a predicted model, not a curated record. NCBI's taxonomy places the organism in Eukaryota, Fungi, Ascomycota, Sordariomycetes, Hypocreales, Ophiocordycipitaceae. The coding region runs from base 78 to 299 and encodes 73 amino acids.
AAAGCACUGGUCGCAUUACCUUCAAUUACCUGGCCCAGCGCACUACGGACAACAUUUCAACCGCGAACCCGAAAGCAAUGGCUACAGAGGAAGAGGCCCAGGACCUCCGUCGUCUCCAGGAUGCCUAUACGAUAAUCAACGCGCAGGUUGAUCAAGAGGCUCAGAUGGGCGACGACCAUACCCUCGACGUGACUGUGCAGUCUUAUGUCCCUGUCCUUACCUUUCGCUACAUUAACACGACAAUACCUUUGACACAUAUCGAAGCUGAGAUGCAUCGUCUCUGGCACACUGUCAUCUAGGCGGCGAAAAACUGGAACGCCGCCAACGCGAAACACGAUACUCUUGUGCG